Molecule: messenger RNA, 1308 nt
Organism: Stylonychia lemnae
Lineage: Eukaryota; Ciliophora; Spirotrichea; Sporadotrichida; Oxytrichidae
Source: the annotation of a GenBank genome assembly
AUGUGCAAGUUUUGGUAUCAACUUGGAAAUGAGAUCCACUUCGAGAUUAAAUUCUAAAAAGUAAAUAACAAUAUUCUUGAAUACGAAAAUGUUGAGAAGGGUAUUCUUAUCUAAUCUAGCCGAAGCAAUAUCGAUAUGAUUGAAUUAAUGACUUUCAAAAUCUAUUUUAAUUCAGAUGAAGCUAAAAAAUACGAAAAGGGAUUAUCAUAAAAGAUCUCCGAUGAUAAAAUAAAUGUUUUGAUUGAAAAAUGGAUUACAGACUAUGAAAAUGAUAUAUAUGAGAAAGAAAAAUAUCCUAGAAAAAUUAAUGAACUCAAGUAAGAUAUUUAGGGAGAAAGAGAAGGCAAGAACUUGCAUGGAUAAUACUGGAAUGAGAGAUGGUAUGGUUCUUGGGAUAAAAAAUAUCAAGGUUGGAAAAAAUAAACUUUUGAAGAAAAUGAAAGUGUAAGGCUUGAAUUGGGAGAAAGUCAUGAUCAAACAAGUGAAGUUAGCAUUCGAAAUGAAUAGUGGCAAGAAAAACUUGAGAAAUAAAAUGACUAUUGGGAAAAUUCCUGGGAAUAGAUCAUUAGCUAUGAUUAGAAUUUGUAAAAUUGUGAUCUUGUUAGGGAAGGAAAGAAAUCUUUCAAAAACAAUAGAAGCUAUAUCUACCAAGAAGAAUGGAAAGAAUAUAAAAGUGGGGAAAUCAAAGUAGUUAAAUUCAAGGAUGAUGGGUUUGGAUAGAAAAAUCAUGAAUACUAUAGCUUAUUCAAAAAAGAUGAUAUCAUUGAGUAUGAGUUAAAAUAGGGAAGUAUUGAGGAUGUGUCCAAAAAUGUUAAAGUUGAAAUAUCUCAAGGUAAAACAUUCAAAGGUCUGUAUGAUGAAUGGAAUAAUGAAAGAAUAGUAGAUUUCAAUUAAGGCUUUGAAAAGGUUAGUAAUACCGGAAAAAAUCAUCUAGGGGAAUGGAAAGAAACUUGGGGAGAGUAAAAUAAUGUUAAAUGGGCCUACAAAGAAGGUACAAAUUUCUUUACAUCUGAACAAUGGAAGGAGGAAUGGUAUGAAAAAAGAUCAUCUUAAAAUGAAAUUGAGGAGCAUAAAGUUGAGAAAUGGGGAAGAAAUAAUUAGGAAGAAUGGAAUGAAAAAUGGGGAGAAGUCUAUAAUGGAGAUAAAAAAGAAAAAUGGGCUGACAAAUGGACAGUCGAUAUUCAGUCAGGAUAUAAAAGAGGUGUAAAUUGGGGUCAUUAAUUAGAUGAAGAAUUGAAGCCAAAGCAUCAUUGGGUGGAAUAAUGGGACAAUAAUGGGACUAUUGUCAAAAGAUAAGAGAACUAUUGA